AUGAAUUAAUCAUUUUAGCGAUUAUGAUAUAAAGCGACCAUUAUCGAUUAGAUGAGAGUGAUUCAACCGAUGAUAUGAAAAAAUAAAAUAGAAUUGGGAAAUUUAAUUGUGUUUAUGACUUUGUUUUGGAAGACAACGUCGACGUCUUUGAGGAUAAAGAGCUAAAAUUUUGACAUUGGAUGUUAAACUGUUGAAAGACGAUUGUAUAAAACGAUGAUGCCAUGUUGUCUAGGAAUGGUAUUGAAGUGAUAACCAUGGUGAUAGCUAUAUUUGAGAGUAUAAAUGGAAUGACUGGAUGUACAAGAUGUCAGAACUGUUGUCAACCACAGGUACCACAUAAUGUUUGGAACGAUGAAAUAAUGACGACGUUUAGUAACGGGACCAAUGAAAACAACGCAACAGAUAUGGACGUGUUCUUGACCUCGGCACCUUGUCCUCCGAUCUGGAAUAUAACCCUAACCCUGGGAUAUUUUACCAAGACUAACAUGUCAUGUGAUCAGAGUGUUCUGGUAUUAAACAGGUGUCUCACUAAUUAUCAGGAUUCAAUUUCAUGUGGACAAAAAGUGGAAUUACUGAAGGCGUGUCUUGUUGCCUCGUUGUGUCAAACAUUACACGAUAUGCUGACAGCAACAUGCGCACUGUGUCCUAUUAAAUGUGCAGACGCACCAUCGACAAAUCAUUCCCAAGAAUCAAUUUUUGACGAUACGUCGGAGGCUUCGACUCCCGAUGAUUAUGAACCAAGUGGAGAAUCCCCGUACACAAGUUCACCUGACGUCAUGACGGAUAUAACGACGAUGACGUCAGCGUCUUCAUUAACUAAUUGUGAUAUAUUGUGUUUGUCUAUCGUUAUACCAUUGUUAUUGUUACUGAUCAUCGGUGUUAUUACAGCCAUUGUCGUUUUAUGCAAACAAGACAAGGAGGGGAAGAAAAAUAAAGAAUUACAGAAAAAAUUACAGAUUCCAGCGUAUGAAAAUAAUAUAAUUCCAUUAGAUAAAAUACGACCAUACAGUUUACAUGAAGAUAAUAAACCCAGACCACACAGCUUCCAGGAAGAUACGAAACCUCGGAUAACAUCAAUAGGUAGACCAAUAUCAGUGGGGUGGAAUCACGAAUAUAUACAUGUUAACGGAGGGAGCGCACCGAACCAAAAGGAUUCACUUUAA
Messenger RNA from Patella vulgata (common limpet), 1163 nucleotides. RefSeq lists its product as uncharacterized. The coding region runs from base 222 to 1163 and encodes 313 amino acids. The transcript is spliced from 4 exons. The record is from RefSeq and is a predicted model, not a curated record. NCBI's taxonomy places the organism in Eukaryota, Metazoa, Mollusca, Gastropoda, Patellidae.